This is a messenger RNA of Lottia gigantea (owl limpet), 651 nucleotides long. RefSeq lists its product as hypothetical. The record is from RefSeq and is a predicted model, not a curated record. The transcript has 3 exons. Bases 1 to 651 code for a protein of 216 amino acids. NCBI's taxonomy places the organism in Eukaryota, Metazoa, Mollusca, Gastropoda, Lottiidae.
AUGCCAGCAUCUCCAAUGCCUAAGAAAAAACAGUUUAGGCCAGUCAGUGCACCUGUGUCGCCUCAAGUUGCUCGAAAGGAGAUGAAACCAGCUGCUCCAGUGAUGGCUCCUUUUGCACCUCAGAAGAUGCCUGAGCAGAAAUUUGUUCCUCAGAAGCCUCAGAAGAUGCCUGAGCAGACAUUCGUUCCUCAGAAGCCCCAGAAGAUGCCUGAGCAGACAUUUGUUCCUCAGAAACCUCAGAAGAUGCCUGAACAGACAUUCGUGCCUCAGAAGAUGCCUGAGAAGACAUUUGUUCCUCAGAAACCUCAGAAGAUGCCUGAGCAGACAUUUGUUACUCAGAAACCUCAGAAAAUGCCAGAAGAGAUGUUCGUUCCUCAGAUUGUUCCAGAUCAGAGACAGCCGAAGUCUCGACCUCAAGAAAGACAACCAGUCUUUGUGAGAGAUAUGCCUGGACCUGGCUACAACAUCCAACAAGAAGGCCCAGUUCAGCAGAUAUCUUACGCCUCAGAUACUGAAAGUGGGUAUCUACGAAUCGUAGAUGAUGGCACAAGGAGGCAACCUCUGCCAUGGGAAGUUCAGCCUGAAGCUCCCAUCAUGCCUCAGAAAAGGUUUUUAUUUUCUAUAUUUAGCAUGCUCCUUUCCUUCCGUUAG